This is a messenger RNA of Dama dama (fallow deer), 14473 nucleotides long. RefSeq lists its product as uncharacterized. The transcript is spliced from 71 exons. The record is from RefSeq and is a predicted model, not a curated record. The coding region runs from base 1 to 11424 and encodes 3807 amino acids. Gene Ontology annotation, biological process: lipid transport. Gene Ontology annotation, molecular function: lipid carrier activity. NCBI's taxonomy places the organism in Eukaryota, Metazoa, Chordata, Mammalia, Artiodactyla, Cervidae.
AUGCCAGCGCCCCUGGGCUUCCUUGGUCUGGUCCUGUUCUGGGUGCUGGUGCCAGCGACUUCAGAGAAAAUGCCAGACUCGUUGGUGGGGCAGGCGGCCUCCUGCAUGACUUCCUGCACAGGGUCAGCUGAUCCUCACCUCCCCGUGGGCACCAGAUACAUCUAUCACUUUUCCACUAACACCAGCACCAGCCUGCAGGGAGCCCAGGUGGAGGGGAGUGGCCUUGGUCUGCAAGGCUUGGUCACCCUCGAUGUGCUUGGCCCUUGUCAGAUGGCCUUACAGCUCCAGCACUUCCAGCUGACAUCCAUCCUGGGGUCCAAGGUGGAAGUUCUGAAGGAGUCAGAGAGUUUGAGCGCUGUCCUGGGCCGCGAGCCGCUGCGCUUCGUCCUGCAAGCGGGGCGCGUGGUCCGCCUGUGCCCCCGCCGCGCCGAGCCGCGCUGGGCGCUGAACGUGAAGCGGGCGGUGCUGAGCCUCCUGCAGGGUCAUCCGGGUGCCCGCGACCCCCAGACCGUGGAGGAGGUGGACAUCCUGGGCAGGUGUCCCGCCACGUACCAGCAAUUCGGAAGCAGGCUGCACAAGACCAAGGACCUGACGCGGUGCUCCCUGCGCAGGGCGCGCGCCUCCCUGCGCUCGCAGGCCCUGCCCGCCGCCGAGGAGUCCGGCCUGGCCUCCCGCCUGACCUGCGUCCAGAGUCUGCAGGCCGGUGUGCUGCGGGAUGCCUCUUGCACGCAGCUGGACACCGUGGGGCCCCUCUCCAGGGAAGCAAAUGCUGCGCUGAUGUGGACCCUUUCCUCGCUCUCCCUGCUGCGGGAGGUACCCCAGGACCCGGCUGUCACAGAACCUCCCGCCUCAGAUUCAGACGCUGGAGAUUUAACCCUGAGCAGCUUGCUCUAUGAAUGGGAGGAGACCCCGUCCCAAGCUACGGUGGCCACAGGGGCUGCAUCCGUGAGGAAGCUGUGCCUGGCUCAGGCCACGAGCUUUGAGGCCACGGAACUGUUCCUGACGCUGGUGACUGAGCUCCGAGGCCUCUCUGCGGAUGAGCUCAUGGAACUCUGGGGACUUUCUUUUAAAUGCCGAGACAACUGGAAGCCGCUGGUGGAUGCCCUGCCCUCCUGUGGCACCGAGGCCUGCGUGGGCCUCAUGGCAGAGCUCAUCGUGUCCGGGGAGGUGGAGGCAGACGAGACAGAGGCGUGGCUCUGGUCGCUGGCCUUCAUCCCGGAGCCCACUGAUGCUAUGGUCCGCGCGCUGCUGCCUCUGCUGCAGACCCCGGGGGCCAGCUCCAGUGCCUUCCUGGGCAUCUCGGCUCUGGUGCACAACCUGUGUGUGUCUCUGGACGGGCCCUGUGAGCAACUGCCUGGCGUUGGCUCCCUCGUGAGGAUCCUGGGAGAUGCCGUGGGUGCCAACUGCACCUUCCAGGAGCCCUCAGAUGCUGAUCAGCUCCUGUUCGUGCUGAAGGCCAUUGGCAAUGCUGGCUGGGCGGCCACGGCUCUCACCCCCAGGCUGAGCACUUAUGCCUCCCUGGGGAGCUGCCCCCCUGAGAUCCGACUGGGGGCCAUCCAAGCCUUCCGGAGGGUUCCCUGCUCUGCAGACCGGUCCAUGCUCUACAACCUGUACCAAAACGCCGGGGAGGAUUCUGAGAUCCGCAUCAAUGCCUACCUGGCCCUGAUGAGGUGCCCAGGAGAGGAGGUGUUUGCCCAGGUGCAGCGUACCCAGGCAGGAGAGCAGUCCACCCAGGUGGGCUCCUUUGUGUGGAGUCACCUCCUGCAGCUAUUGGAGACGGACGACCCCUUGAAACAGACCCUCCGGGAGGCCAUCCCUGAAGAUACUGUCAGCCGGGAGUUCCAUCCAGAGAUGUGGAAACACUCGUCCUACUCUGAUGCCACCUUCCGCUCAGCAUCAGGCAGCCUGGGAGCCAACCUGGAGGGGACCCUUCUCUUCUCCCCAGCCUCCUUCCUCCCCCGUUCUGCCACAGCCAACCUGACCAUCCAUGCUCUUGGUCAUGCCUUCAACGUUCUGGAGCUGGGACUCCGACUGGAAAAUGCCGAGGAAAUGGCCCGCAGGCUGUUUGGCCUGAAGUCAUUCUGGGGGCAGGAAGGGGAGAGACAAGCCCAGGCGGAGAAGCCCCCAGAGACAGAGCCAGGGCCCACACCGCAGCCGGCCGACCCCGCUUGUCCAGGAGAAAGGUCCAGAAAGAUGAGAGACUUGCAGCAGAAGGUGGCCCGGAGGCGCAGGGAGAGGCAGGCGCUGAAGUGUCAGCUGAGCAUGAAGGUGUUCGGGCACGAGCUGAGCUCUGUGAACUGUGGGGCGAUGGGGAGCCACGUGAAGCGCCAGUCCCUGAACCUGGCUGAGCUUGCCAUCAAACUCCUGAAGGGCCAGGAGGUGCAGGUGAACCGGAGGCUGAACCUAGCGAUGGAGGAGCUCACCUUUCCCACCAUGUCUGGCCUCCCAGCCCGCUUGACCCUCAACGUCUCGGCGGCCAUCAGCAUCCGGGUCCGAGGGACAGCCGACUUCCAGAGGCACUCAGAUUUCUCUGUGAAUGGUUAUGUCAAGCCCAGCGCCCUGCUCCAGAUCUCAGCGCAGAUGGGCACAGUGGGUGCCCUGGGGCAGGCCGGGCUGAGGUGGGUGACUGGUGUCCGCGGCACCGCCAGCCUGGAUGGUGGGAUCCAGGCGAGGAAGGGCCAAGACCUCAGGGUGCAUCUAAACACACCGGAGGAGGUUGUGGAGCUGCUCCGCUUCAGGUCUCAGCUGUAUCUCGUCACUGGGGAUGAUGUGAGGAGCCUCAGUCACGUUCCCAGCCCUUCCGAGGCCCAGUCCUGUACCAGCAAGGAAGCAUCCCACACCUGGGGCUGGCAGCUCUGCGCUGAGAUGCUCUGGCCGGCGCCCGACCAGCCCUACCUGCUCUGGGUGCCUGUGUUAGCAGCUAUGACCCUGAAGAAGCAGGACCGGGGGCUCCAACAGUAUCUGCUGGAGGCUGCCUACACCCUCCACCCCCAGAAGGACUGCUGGCUCCCUCAGGAAGCCUCAGCUCACAUCUUCAUGGGCACACCCGGAUCCGAAGUGCCCAGGGACGUCGGGGUGGACGUCAGCUACAGCUGGCCUCAGGGGAAGUUCCGUCUCAAGCUUCUCCAUCCCAAGAAGAGAAUUGAGCUGGAUGGGAAGAUUGAGACUGUCCAGAGGGCCCGCAUGGGUCACCUGGAGUUGAUCCUGGAUGAAAGGGACGUCUACUACAUCAAGGGCCGGAGCAACCUGUGGCCAGCAGUGGGUGGCGAGGCCCAGCGGUUUGAGGCCCAGCUGGAGGUGAGACUGGUGACAUCGGGCAGCCCUGUGGUCCUCGCCGGAAACCUCAGCCGGCAGGCGGGCAGCCGGCUUGCCUUCUCCGUGUCACUGAGAAACCUGCUGGGUGAUGAGGCCCACGUGUCAGCGCUGCUGGAGAAGGAGGUGAAGGAUGGGCUGCAGGUGGUGUCCCUGGGUGUUGAGCUCUUCGUUCCGGAGCUCAUGGGGCUGCGUGCCCUGGGCCAGCUGCAGCGGUGGGGCCACCUCUGGACCAGCUACCUGAGGAUCAAGUACGGCCUCCGGGGUCAGGCGAAGCAGCUGGCCCAGGAGUGCAGCACCAGCCAGAAGCUAUGGGCAGAGGGCAGCUCGGAGGCCGCCUACAAGCUGGAGCUGAACCACAAGCUCCACUGCACGCAGAUCCCAGCGUUCAGUCACAAGGUCCAGCUGCGGCAUGAGGAGGUCUCGGGCCAUCUGCACUGGGAGCUGGAGGCGAGCUAUGGGAAGCACUGGGAUGACAUCCGCAACAGGAGGCGCCUCCGCAUCCUCCAGACCUUCCAGAAUGACUCGGGCCCAGCCCUGAGCAAUCACUUCCUGGAGUUUUUGCUGCAGGUGCCGGAGAAGCAGGUGGAUUACCGAAUGCACCUGCAUCACCUGAGCCUCCGCCACCCCCACGUGGAGACCAGCGCACACCUGAAGGUGCAGUACAACAGGCGGCUGCCCUUCGUGGCGGGCCUGCAGUGGAAGGACACGUCCCGGGCCGCCCUGUGGAGGUGGGAAGGAGCCUUGAACCUGAAUAGUCCCUGGCUGAUGGUCUCCAUGGCUCACAGGCUGUAUUGGCCUAACCGAGCCACGUUCCAGGCUGUGUUGGAGCUGACGCUGGGCAAGGCCUGGACCCUCAAGAAUUUGGUGAUAAACGUGGCCUGCAGGGGCCAGGGCCUCCAGAGGCAUGGCAAGAUCCACGUCUACACGCCAGCAACCACCUACCUCCGGGUUUCCACGGUGACAGCCUUGGCACAGAGCCUCUUUAGCACCCGGAGUGAAAUAGAAUCAGCCUGGAGCACAGCGGUGCAGAGCGAGAUUCAUGCUGAGAACAGCCGGGACCGUAAGAUCCUGCGCUGCUGGUUGAAGGGCCCCCAGCGGGAGCUGAACCUAACGGCUGCCUACAGGCACACGGAGCAGCCACGGAAGAGUCAUGUAUCGCUGACGGCUCUGGGGACCAGUGCCAGGGGCCAUCCUGAGGGCCUGCAGCUGGAGGGCAUACUGGAGGAGCUGGUUCGAGACAGGAGCUUGUACCAGAAGCAGGGGACCUUCUCCCUUCGGCACCCCUGGACCGUGCCCUUCCUCCCGCAGCACAUUCUCCUGCAGGAGACCUUCACGGCCGACCGGCAGCACCAGCGUUACUCCCUGGAGACCAGGGUGGUCCUGGAUGCCCAGGAGGAGACCCUGCAGACCGUGGUCUUGGGCUACCAGGCCGGGCACCCCUAUGUCUGCGCAGGCCUGACCCACCCAUAUGACGACAGGGCCAUCCCCAGGAGCUUGGAUGGGUGCGUGGUUUCGUGGAAUCGGCACCUGGCUAAGAACAGAGGUGUCGAGGCCACUCUGAGAGUCAACCAGAAAGUCUUGCUGCACUUGAAGGCUUUGCACCACAACAGAUCUCGGCACUGUGAAGUCUGGCAUAACCUGGCCCUGGACAUGACUCACUCCUUCCAGCUGAGGUUUCCCCAAGCCCUGAAUGUGGACGGGGACAUUGUCUUUAGACAGAGGCACGAGGGAGCAUUUGACUGUGGUGUGGAUGCCCGAGCUACCGUCAACCACAACGUCACGUCCCAGGUCUUGGUCCAGCUGAACGGAUCUGACUCCCACUCGGUGGUUUCCUUCCAGCUCAGACGUCCCCGUGGACCCAUGUUUCCUCCAUACUUACAGGUGCAGGCGGCUGUCCGGCAUUACAGAGAGUGCAGCCUCGACGGCUCCCUGUCUGUGCAUGUGUCUGGCGAGGAGCUAAUUCUGCUGGAGGCCAGUGCGAGCCAGGACAGCCGGAGGAACACCCGGGGCUGGGGUGUGAACGUCCUCCUACACCAGGAGGUCCUCAGAGCCCCCAGGGCUGUUCAGCUGCAGCUCUCCAGCAAGAUCGCCCCAGCCAGGAUCUGGCUGUUUUCCAAAGCCCUGCUAGACCAGAACACAGUGCAGCUCUUCCUCAAGGCCUCUGAGGAGCGGAGGGGAGGCCGGGUCCUGACUCUGCGGAGCCAAGCCCAGCACACAGUGGCCGCCUGGGCAGCCCUGCCCCGUCUUCUGACCCUCGUGGGGGUGCUGAAGCAGAAGGAGGUGCUCAGAGAGGGUACCAUCAAGGUCACCGCCGACUCAGCCAUGCUGGGACUGCUCUUGCGGGACAAGCAUGAGAGGGCAGGGAACAGCACCAGCGUGCACAGUGUGACCUGCAUCCUUGCCCAGAACAGCAGCCAGGCCUUGCCAGGAGAGCUCCAGUUGAGGGGGCGGCUACAGGCCCAAACGGGGAGCCUCGGGGGCCAGGCCAGCCUCCGUGCAGACACGGCCAGCCUGGCUCUGGGCGGGGUCUGCACCUGGGGCCCCGGGCACGGCCAGCUCUCUGGCAGCCUGAGUCACAACAUCAGCGCUUUGAGUGAGGCAGGGCUCUCCUCCGAGGCAGGGAUGCUCCUGUCACACACCCACGUGGCUUCCAAUUUCUCAGUGCGGGUGAUGCUGCGAAGUUCUGGGGGUCAGCUGGAUGCGGCCCUUGGCCUGGAGGGCGUGGCCACCAGCACAUCAGGCAGCCAGCUCCGCGCCAGCCUCCGCCACACGGUGCCCGGCCUCGGGCGCUGGGGCCUCCCCUUCUCCGUGGGCGGCCGCGGACACUUGCAGAGCUCGGGACCCAGUCUGGAGGCGGGGUUGGUGGUGAGCGUGGACGGCGAGGAGCUUGGUGGAGCCCAGGAGAGGAGCGGGGCAGGUGACCGCCGGGAGCUGACCCGGGGGCUGCACCCCGGCCUCGUGAGGCUCCAGAAUCCAGCUGUGCUGACAUUGAAUGGCUCCGUCCUGGUGCACAGCUUUGGGGCCAGCCUGGUGGCUCAGGUAUCGUCUGGAGACACCUUCGCCCGAGCCCACGUCCACUCAGCCUGCGGCCACCGUGCUCACCUGGACACCGGCCUCCAGCAUGCAUGGCCUCCACUUCAGGCACUGGGAGUCCCCCCCAGCAACCACAUCCGCGUGUCCAUGAGGGGAGAUGAAGCCCCCCAGGCCCAGCUGGAGGUGGCCCUGGGCCUGUGCACCCUGACCGCCCGUGGGGACUUCAGGUCAGAGGCCAGCGCCACACACAACUGGACCCUGGCCCUGGUGAAUCACUGCCCUCUACUGGAGGCGACAGGAAUCCCACGGGCCCUGCGCUCCGAGGGCAGCCUCAGCUGGGGCCCCUGCGAGUUCGACCUGACCACGGACUUCCAUAGUGACCGUGGGGAUGCCUACCUGCAGUUGGCCCGUACCUGCGGGCCCCAGACCUUGGUCCUGGGGCACCUGACUCACUCCCUGCCCCUCCUGGGCCGACUGGGCCUGCCACCCCGGAGUGCCAUCAGCCUGACUGUCCAGCCUGGCCCCACCCGCUACAGCUCCCUGUCCCUCCAGAUGGGGCCGUGCCGGCUGCAGGGUGCCCUGGAGCAGCACGCUGAGAACCGGAGCACGUGGACUCUGGCCACCGAGCCGGGCUGCCCGCUGCUGGAGCAGGACCUGGGCCUCCCAGCAGGGACGCAGUUCAGCGACUCCCGGCAGGCCUUGGGUGGGGAAGCAGAAGCAUCAGGGGUCCUUGCGGCGGCCAGCCAGACUGCUUCCUUGACCUUGGCAGUGACCCUGCACCCAUCCGAGGCCACACUCCGUGCAAAACUGAGGCCCACGCUGCCUGCACUGCACGCCCUUCCCCCGGAGACCUCGCUGACCGUCCAGUGUGGGUGGGAGGCCGGGCACCGGCUGCGCCUGGAGCUGCACUCAGGGGCCUGUGAGCUUCAGGGCAGCGGUGAGCUGCAGCUGGACCGCCGGCUGCAGUGGCGGGUGGUGGCCGAGAGCUCCUGCGAGGCCCUGCAGGUACGCGUGCGGGGGGAGAGCGGGAGCGUUAAGAAGCCCUACUUCCAUUUCUUUCAACACUUCCAGGCCCUGGGGGUCCCAGGCCGAGUCGACGGCUCUGGCUACAUUGUGGUGAACUCCACGGCUGUGGAUGCUCAGGUGCUGGUCACCAUGGAUGCCAACAUGCUCCGGGGGCUGCUUGUCCUCAGUACCACCGAGACCCAGCAGGAGGUGAACUUGCUGCUCACACACAACCUGCCUCAGCCCAACCCCUUGGCCCUCCCAGCCCAGAUCCUGCUGUACCUGACCAACGAGAGGCUCGGGCCCAGCUACAGACACAGCCUGCGGGUCGGAGUGGAUGGCAAAGAGGUGUCCGAGGAGCUGACCUUCACUCAGUGGCCAGAGCACGUCUCCCUGGACUGCAGACUCCAGCACAACAUGCCCGCGCUGCGGACGCUGUGGGUGGAGGACAGGGUGGCCCUUCAGGUCUCCGCGGACGUUGACAGCAGCUGCACUGGCUUUGAGAAUUCAGGACGCAUCUCUGCAGGGUCCACGUCUCUGAACUACUCCAUGAGCUGCCGUCACCACGAUGGGCGCCUGGAGUUCUCUGGUUGGAGCGAGCACAACAGCUGGGCCCUGCGGCAGGCGGGGUUCCCGGGAGAGGCCCGCCUCGGGGCUGAGCUGCAGAUGCAGAAGACCCAGACGCAGGCCUGUGUGGUCCUCCAAGGCGGGGACGGUGGGAUCAGUGUGGACGCGGCAGCCCUGGUGGCCCGGCCAGUGAAUGGCCCCCUGGAGCUGGUGGUGAAUGUCAGCCACACGGCACCUCUUCUCCGGAGGCUGGGCCUGCCCUUUGCCAGCCAGCUCAUGUUCCGGGAGCUCUGGGAAAAGGAAGAGAUGCAUGCUUCCCUGAAGCUGACGUGCGAUUCUCAAACCAGCCUGGUCCUCAACGUCCACGGCCACAACCAGGCACUCAGCAAAGAGCUGCGGCUCUCCGGCCAGCAUCACCUCCCUGUCCUCCUCGGCCGCUGCCCCAGCAGAGCCUCCGCCUCAGCCAAGCUACGAUACUCUGAGGGUGGAGCCGAGGGCACAUUUGUGUUGAUGGUGGAGGAGCAUCACUUCCACAUGGGCGCCGGGUUCACAGCUGCUAAGAACACUGUUACCAACAUCAUCAAGCUGGAGCAGACCUUCCCCCAGUUCCAUGCCCUUCCUGGGGAGCUGGUCCUUCAGACCUCAUACGAGCGAGCCCGUGACACCCAAGUCCUGCAUCAUGUGGUGCUGUGGGACGGGCAGGGCCUGGCCCUCAAUGGGAGCCUCUCCGGGCCCUUCCUCAAGCCCGCCGGGACCCGUGGUCUGCAGGUGGAGCUCACCCACCCGCUGCCCCUCCCCCUGCCACGGCACUGCCGCUUCCGCCUGACCUCCGAGCAUUCGACACGCCGUCACCAGGAUGACCUGGUCGUGGGCUGGGACGGCAAGGACCAGGUGGCGCUGUCCUCCUCUCUGCGGCUGGGGAAAGGCAAGCUGGCCGCCCACCUGGCCCUGGCUCACCCCUUCGGCCUCUCCUGGCGGCGGGCCGAGGCCAGCGGCCUUGCUGAGAGCAGGGGCGGCAGGCAGAGCUGGCAGGUACAGCUUGCCUGGAAUGGAGGGCAGCCGCUGGCCUUGCAGCUCACCUGGGCCAACAGGUCCUCAGCACAGAGCGCCUCCUGGGAUGGCUGCGUGGCUGCCUCCCCUGGGCAGCUCCAGGACACCUGGGGCCUGGGCGCCUUCAGGGCCUGUGGGGCCUUAACGCAGACCCCAGCUGUGUUCAGUGAGUGGCUGGAUCUGUCCUGGGACGGACGCCUGGUACAGCAGAACCUGACGUAUGAGAGGCGCCAGCCAUCCCUCCCAGACAAGAUCCAUGCAGAGGCCAUGCUGGAGCACAUCCUUGGGGCCCCCUGCCCCACGCAGAGCUUCCGGGGAGACGUGGAGACCGACCGUGCCCACUGGCUGCGCCACUCCCUGCAGCUGGGGCUCUGCCACCUGCCCAGGGCCCUCGCGGUCUCCGGGGAGCACACCCUGGGCAGCGGUGAGCUCCUGCUACACUCCAGAUGCCAGCUGGGCCUCGCCCCAGACCCAGAGCACGGCCUGCACCUCAGCCUGAUGCUCCGCAACCACAGCAGGCCCCGGACGCAUGACUACUCCGGGGAGCUGGAGCUCCGUGGCCCCAAAGCUCAGUGGCUUGGCCUCCUGGGCCGCGUCUCCAGCUCCGCUUCUCGAAGCCUGGUCCAGAUGGAGGGAAGCGUGGCCGACGGGGAUGAGAAAGUGAGGCUGUCAGUGUCUCGGGCCCCAAACUGCCUCCAGGCCUCGGUGGCCCACGAGGAAGGGAGGCAAGAGGAGAGCGUGCUGCUGCGGGCCUGCGCCCACAGGCGGGCGGCGGAAGUGGAGGCCCUGCUCCGGGACCGAGGGCAGCCCGUCCAGCCGCUGGUUCGCCUGACCCUGCAGGCUGCCAGCCAGAGCCUCCGCCUGACCGCACGCGGCUGCCAGGGGACCCUGCUGGGCCACGUGGAGUCCAGGGUGGCUGCUCUCGGGUCCCAGGUGCAAGCUGGGCUGGAGGAGAGGAUCCAUAGCUUGGACGCCUACGUGAGAAGGUUCCAGCGCCUGGUGCAGCCAGCGGGUGCCCUGGACGGUCUCGCCAGCCCGCUUCUGCGGCUGUGCCAGGUGGGGCUGGGGGCCGUGCGGGACAGCGGCCGGGCAGUGGCCGCGCUGUGGGGCCUGAGCCCGGCCGGGCGGGCGCUCACCCACCAAAUGCCACUCUCCCUGGAGAGGCUGCAGGCGGGGCUGGAGCAGCUGCGGAAGGAGCUAGAACGGCCCCUGGCCACGCUGAAGGACGCCUACCUGGAGGUGACGGUGCAGCCCCUGGACGACGUGUGGCGGGAGCGGGCGGAGGCGGCCCUGCGGCAGCUACAGGCCUGGGUGUCCGGGACGCCGGGCACCUGGGGGUCCGGGCCCCUCGGGGCAGCACUGGAGGCCACAGGGGGUGCCCUGGAGCUGGCCGCCCACCAGAUGCUGUCUUGGGCUGACGCUGCGCUCUCACGGGCACUGAGGCGGCUCUGCAGACCCCUGUUGGACAUGUACAGCUUCUCGGCCAGGGACUGCUCGGUGGUGGUGACGCUGCCAAUGCUGCCGGCAGGGGACGAGCCCCUGGACGUGGCCUGUGUGACCAGCCACCUGGUGGAAGAGCUGUUGCUGCAGCCGCUCCGAGCACUCUACAGGACCAGCAUGCUGGCUGAGUACUACCGGCUCAAACGCGGCCUGCUGGGGGCCCCCUCUGGAUACCACGCCGUGGUGGCUGGGGCCAGGUACGUGGUGACCUUUGACGGCCGGGUGUGGGGCAUUGGUGACCACUGUGGCAGCCUGCUGCUGGCCCAGGACUUUGCUCACGACACCUUCUCACUGACGCUAAACCGGGCGGGCUCGGGGCUCACCUCGCUGACCGUGGGGCUGGACCACACCAUCCUUGCCCUGUACCCCAGCCUGAAGACCUACAGACUGUACAGCAACUCCCUGCCCGGGGAGAGCUGUCUGGACGGGGACCUGCCUCCCGCCAAGACUGGGAAGGACGACCCGAGGAUUGAACUGACCAGUGAGGACGGCGUCUCCAUCACCUGUGAUGUCCGUGCCGGCCUCUGCGGCCUGACUCUCAGCGUCUGGCAGCAUGGCCUGUCCGCCGGCCUUCUGGGCACCAAUGACAACGAGGCCAGCAAUGAGAUAAUGCUUCCGGAUGGCACGCUGGCCAGCAGCCUGGAGGAGUUCGCCCAGGCCUGGCAGCUGGCUGGUGACUGCAGAGCCGUGGAGAAGACUCGGCCGGUGUGCCUGGAACAGAGCCCCACCUGCCAGGCCUUCUUCCACGACCCCCACUCCAGCCUGGCGAGCUGCUUCGGAGUGGUGGACCCAACACCCUUCCUCAGCCUGUGCAUCCGGGACACCUGUGGCACCCAGGAGCACCAGCCUGCUUGCACCCUGGCCGCCGUCUACAUCCACCUGUGUGCCAGGGGCUUCGUGCCCGUGGACCCGCCUCCACAAUGCGGUGAGUGGACGCGCCAGCAAGCACUCUGACCCCCUGCUUCCAUCCCGAAGGGAAAACCCAUUCCUUUCUCUUCGCUUCCGCCAAGAGGACACACACUCAGUUGUUGUACAGUGAGCUAAGAGGCAAAGCAAAGUUAUGUGCAAAGGAGCACUUAAAAAUUUUUUUUUUGAUUUGGCUGGGCCAGGUCUUUGUUGUGGCAUGUGGGAUCUAGCUCUCUGACCAGGGAAGUCCCAGGAGUUAUCAAGAAAGUUACUAAGAAAGAGAAAAGGAGGCCCCAAACUCCCCCACACUUCACUCCAGGUCUAGCGAGCCUGGUGACCUCUGAUGUAGGAGACGAGAGUUUGGGGAGGUCAGGCAGUUGCUGACAGUUAGAGCCACAGGCCUGCCCUUAGAGGAUGUGACAAGGUCUGGGAACCCUUGGCACACCAAAGUCAUGUCUGAUUCCCACGGCUCAUGUCCCACUACCCAGACACGGAUGUCGGCGACUGCAACAAACAAUGGCAGUGGAUCCCUGAUAAUGGAGCAAGUGUUCAUGUCACUCGUAAAAGAACAGCUAGGCAGGCUUUACUGGGGGGCUGUAGACGUACGGACCAUUGCGGUAGGGGCAGAAAGAUUGGGCUCAUCCCUUAACAAGGAGAAGUGGGCAUUUAGAGUCCAGGAGCAGGGGGGAGAGGGGGUCAGUGGAUGGAAGAUUACUAAAAGGAAAGAUGAGGGGUCGGGGAGAUUCUGGCUAAGCUGACCUAACAGAAUUGUUGCUGAAGGCAGGCUAGGGAGAUCAGACAUCACCCGGUUGCAGAGGUCAAGGUGAUCAGCUCUGGAGGAUCCUGAUAAAGGUACUGACCUGCUAAAACUGGACGAUGAAGACGUGACCGUGGAAGCCCAAAAGUCAGGAGCUAGUUGAGAAGAGUUCUAAGGAGCCUGAGUAGAGUCUGGUCAAGGAGAAAGUCCUUCUCAAAGACUUUUGGAUGCUAGAAUUAAAGAUUACUAAGAUAAGCACAAAAAUUUAGGAAAUUUAAGACAACGCAUUAUUGAACCAGGUGAUUUUUCCAGAAACUAAUGCCUGGGGCCGGCAAUUUGUUAUGUAAGUGAACAUUGAUAGGUGUCAAUAUUCUAUAACAUUUUAUAACAUUUAGGUAACAAAAACGUAUUAAUUCGUCUCUGGUCAGUAAGUUGUUAAUAGCAAAAGAGAAAACUAACUGGAAAAUAUGAGAGGAGGAAGAUGCAGUGAGAAUUUUAGAAUGAGAAAGUUCUCAGAUCCAAGAAGCACAGUGAGACUGCCCUGGCAGUCCAGUGGUUAAGACUCCGAGCUUCCAAUGCAGGGCAUGUGGAUUUGAUCCCUGGUCAGGGGACUAAGACCCCACAUGCUGUGUGGUGCGCCCACCCCCCCCACAAAAAAGCACGGUGUGCCCCAAACACGAUAAACAAACCUCUGCCAUGACGCAUCAGAAUGGAGCUGUGGAAAACCCAAGCAGAGGUCCUCAAAGCCACCAAAACGAAUGGAAAAGAGAUAAUUUUUCAAGGAACAAAUAACCAUUCUCUUACCAGCAAUGACAGAAGAUGGUGGAAUAAGUCUUUACAGCAUUAAGAGAAAAUAAUUGUCAACUUAUAUUCUAUACCCAGUUCAGGUGAUAUUUAAAAUGGAACACUUCCAGCACUGAACUCCCUGAAAAUGUCAUUUGUGAAUUGUCCAUUAGUGCUAAGAGACACGGCCGUGCACAUUCAUUCACAUGCUGUUUGUGGCUACUUUUGUGCCAUGAUGCGGAAUAUUUGUGACCAAGACUCUCCAGCCACCAAGCCUAAAAUAUUUACUGUCUGGCUCUUUACAGAAAAUGUUGGCUGACCCCUGGUGCAAACCAAGGAAAGCAGAAGGAAAUUAAUGAAUUAGGAAGAAAUGAACAAUAGAAUGAUUCAAGAGAGAAAAAAAGAGAGACCCACAAAUAGUACUAGGAACAAGGAGUCAAAACUACAGGUUUCAAAAGGUGACUUUGCUGAUAAAAUUUAAAACAAAGUAUUUACCAGGAAAUACAAUCUGCCCAAACUGAUUGGAGUAGGAAUAUUAAAAAUCUAAAAGCAUCUCAUAGCUGUUAAAUUCACUGCAUCUGUAGGCUGACAUGUACCUCUGAAAGACAACAGGUACGGUUUAGUGAAGAGUUGUUAGACAUGACAGCAAAAGCCUGAUUCAUAAACGAGAAAAAAAAAAAAUCAAUAAAUCGGACUUCAUCAAAAUUGUUUGUUCUUCCAUUCUUUUGACAGGAAACAGCAAAGCCCUGGGAGAAAAUACUUGCAAACCACAUCCCUGACAAAGGACCCAUAUCUAGAAUACAUAACUCUCAAAAUUUAACCGUGGAUGAAACUAGAGCCUGUUAUGCAGAGUGAAGUCAGAGAAAGACAAUAUCAGAUAUUAACGCAUACAUAUGGGAUCUAGGGAAAAGGGCUUGAUGAAGCUAUUUGUAGGGCAGGAAUAGAGACACAGACAUAGAGAACAGACUUGCGGACACAGCAGAGGAAGGACAAAUCUAGAGUCGCGUUUGUAUACACACUUCCAUGUGUAAACAGCUAGCUGGGGGAAGCUGCCGGGUAGCACCAGGAGCUCAGCUCAGGGCUCUGUGAUGACCCGGAGGGGUGGGUUGGGGGCGUGGAGUGGGGCUCAAGAGGAAGAGGACAUAUGUGUACUUACAGCUGAUUUACGUUGCAUGGCAGAAACCAACCCAGCACUGUAAAGCAAUUAUCCUCCCGUUUAAAAGUUUCUAUUGAAAUAUGGUUGAUUUACAAUGCUGUGUUGGUUUCAGGUGUAUAGCAGAGUGGUUCAGUCUGUGUGUGUGUGUAUCUGUAUAUAUUACUCUUUUUAGGUUCUUUUCCAUUAUAGUUUAUGACAUGAUAUUGAAUUUAGUUCCCUGUGCUAUACACAGGGCCUUGUUAUAUUUAUAUAUAGUAGCAUGGAUCUACUAAUCCCAAACUUCUCUAAUUUAUCCCUCCCCUGCUUUCCCCUUUAAUAACUGUUUCUUUUCUAAAAAAAAAAAAAAAAACUAAAAACAAAUUUAAGUCAAAGUACAGUCUAUACAGAAAAUGGACAAGACA